AUGAGGCCUGUCAACACCCUGCGCCCGUGUCGAACUGGUACCCGUGCGGGGUUCCAGAGGCGUCUGGUGCUCGCUCUUUCAGCUUUCCAGUCUCGCACAUUCUCCUGCACUGCACAGAGACGAGACGAUAAACUAAAAACUACCCCUUCCAAUCUCAUCACCUCCGUCCCGUACUCAGCCCUCACGGUCGGCGUUCCCCUCGAAACCUACCUCAACGAACGCCGUGUGGCUCUCACGCCUCAGAAUACAGCCCUUCUCCUCAAGAAAGGCUUCAGUCGCGUGCUCGUCGAACGCGGUUCCGGCUCCGAGGCCAAGUUCCCAGAUGAAGCGUAUCAGAGUGCGGGCGCGACCGUGGUUGGGCGCGAUGAGCUAUGGGCGGACAGCGACAUCCUACUCAAGGUCCGCGGUCCUAGGAUCGAAGGAGAUAUCAACGAGGUGCACCAGAUGCGCGAAGGUUCAACGCUACUUUCACUCCUGUAUCCGGCGCAGAAUAAGAGUAUCGUGGAGGCGUUGGCCGCUCGGCGGGUGACGUCGUUCGCAAUGGAUAUGAUUCCUCGCAUUUCUCGUGCUCAGGUGUUUGACGUGUUGAGUUCUAUGGCAAAUAUUGCGGGCUACAAGGCCAUCUUAGAGGCGUCAAAUCACUUCGGCAGGUUUUUACCCGGUCAAGUGACUGCAGCUGGAAAGAUCCCUCCGGGCAAAGUCCUGGUCAUUGGUGCUGGUGUCGCAGGUCUUAGUGCAAUCUCUGCCGCGCGUCGGAUGGGUGCAAUCGUACGCGGUUUUGACACUCGCUCCGCGGUGAGAGAGCAAGUUCAAUCUCUUGGAGCUGAAUUUAUCGAAGUUGAUAUCCAAGAAGAUGGCUCUGGAGCUGGUGGAUAUGCAAAAGAAAUGUCCAAAGAAUUCAUCGAGGCCGAAAUGAAACUGUUCCUCGAGCAAGCUCGUGAAGUUGACAUCAUUGUCACCACGGCUCUGAUCCCCGGGAAACCCGCUCCUAAGCUGAUCACUGAUGAGAUGGUCGCCGCGAUGAAACCAGGCUCCGUUAUCGUCGAUCUGGCGGCUGAAGCUGGAGGAAAUUGCACGUUGACCGUUCCGGGACAGUUGGUGACUCGAAAUGGCGUUACUAUUAUCGGUUACACUGACCUUCCGUCCCGGCUUCCCACGCAAUCCUCUACUUUGUACUCGAAUAACAUUACCAAGUUCUUACUCUCAAUGAACCCUGAAGAGAAGCACUUCGGUGUCGACCCUACAGAUGAAGUCGUACGCGGCUCAAUCGUCACUCACGGCGGCGAAAUUCUCCCGCCAGCACCGCGACCUGCACCUCCUCCAACGCCGCAGCCAAAGGCUGCAAGCACAGAGGUGUCCAAGGAGUCCGCUGAGCUUGCCCUGACGCCGUUCCAAAAGGUAUCCCGCGAGGUGGCGACCGUGACAGCGGGAAUGGGAUCAGCUCUCGCGCUCGGGAAAUUUACGGGCCCAUUGUUCAUGAGUAAUGUAUUUACUGCCGGUCUCGCAGGUCUAAUCGGAUAUCGAGUUGUCUGGGGUGUGACUCCUGCUUUGCACUCUCCCCUGAUGAGUGUGACCAAUGCGAUCUCCGGUAUGGUCGGUGUUGGAGGCUUGUUCAUCAUGGGUGGUGGAUAUCUUCCUGGCACCAUUCCUCAGGCCCUCGGGGCUCUGUCUGUCCUUCUCGCUUUCGUCAACGUAUCCGGUGGAUUUGUGAUCACCAAGCGCAUGCUUGAUAUGUUCAAACGUCCCACUGAUCCCCCAGAGUAUCCUUGGUUAUAUGCUAUCCCCGGUCUUCUCUUCGGUGGAGGAUACAUUGCCGCCGUAAGCACUGGAAUGGCAGGCCUUGUGCAGGCAGGCUACCUCGUGAGCAGCAUUCUCUGCAUCAGUUCCAUCUCUGGGCUUGCCUCCCAGGCAACUGCACGACAAGGAAACAUGCUCGGUAUCUUAGGUGUUAGCUCCGGUAUCCUGGCGUCUUUGGCCGCCGUUGGCUUCCCCGUCGAAGUUCUCGCCCAGUUCGUUGGCGUCGCUGGUAUUGGUAGUAUCCUCGGUGCAAUCAUCGGCCGUCGCAUUACGCCAACUGAGCUCCCCCAAAUGGUUGCUGCUUUGCACUCUGUUGUUGGUCUGGCUGCUGUCUUGACCAGCAUUGGUAGCGUCCUCGCGGAUAUUGGAUCGAUCUCUACUUUGCACCUUGUUACCGCCUAUCUAGGUGUCCUCAUUGGUGGUGUCACUUUCACCGGUUCAAUCGUCGCGUUCCUUAAGCUUGCGGGGAAAAUGGCAUCCAGGCCGCUGAACCUCCCUGGGCGACACUUGGUUAACUCCUCACUACUCGGUAGUAACAUGGCGCUUAUGGGCGCGUUCGUGACUAUGGCUCCUGGUUCACCCGCCAUCGCUGCUGCAUGCUUGGGCACAAGCACGGUUCUGAGUUUCUUGAAGGGAUAUACCACCACUGCUGCUAUCGGUGGCGCUGACAUGCCUGUCGUAAUCACUGUCCUCAACGCGUACUCUGGUUUUGCUCUUGUUGCAGAAGGUUUCAUGUUGGAUAACCCGUUGCUUACCACUGUUGGCUCAUUGAUUGGAGUCAGCGGUUCCAUUCUGUCGUAUAUUAUGUGUGUUGCCAUGAACCGGUCAUUGACCAACGUCUUGUUCGGUGGCAUCUCUGCGCCAACGCAAGCCGAACACAAGAUUGAAGGGCAAAUCACAAAGACUUCGGUCGACGACACCGCUGAUGCUCUCCUAAAUGCAGAGAGUGUCAUUAUUGUUGUCGGAUACGGUAUGGCUGUCGCCAAGGCUCAAUAUGCGAUUUCUGAAAUUACGCGAAUGCUCCGAGCCAAAGGCGUCAAAGUGCGGUUCGCCAUUCACCCUGUUGCCGGAAGAAUGCCUGGACAGUGCAACGUCCUUCUCGCGGAGGCAGCUGUUCCGUAUGAUAUCGUUUUGGAGAUGGAUGAGAUCAACGAUGACUUCGGCGAAACCGACGUUACCCUGGUCAUCGGUGCCAAUGACACGGUGAAUCCGAUUGCGCUUGAGCCAGGCUCCGCUAUUGCCGGCAUGCCCGUGCUCCACGUGUGGAAGAGUAAGGAGGUCAUUGUUAUGAAGCGUGGAAUGUCCAGUGGUUACGCCGAUGUACCGAACCCCAUGUUCUACAUGCCCGGAACAAAGAUGUUGUUUGGCGAUGCGAAGAAUUCAUGUGAUGCCAUCCAACAUGCUCUUGAGUCUCGAAAGUAGAUUGACAACGCCUCACUAAAUGCCGCACCACGAACAUAACCUUUACUCGACGCAUUUUUUUUUUUUUUCUCCCCACAGGUCAGUAAGGUAAUUCACAGCAAGUCGGUUUGUUGGAUAUACCCGGUAUAGAGCAAAUUAGAGCUGCGACGCUAGAACUUGCAUGCUUGAUGCCAUAUGCUGCCUCUUUUUGCUCUGAAGCGGUAAUUUUCUCGAUGCGUUGUGUAGAUAGAUGAUUUGUUUGAUCGAAAUAGUUGCAUAAUGAUACCUGUUUGUUUGGUUUGCUCCAU
Molecule: messenger RNA, 3506 nt
Organism: Coccidioides posadasii C735 delta SOWgp
Lineage: Eukaryota; Fungi; Ascomycota; Eurotiomycetes; Onygenales; Onygenaceae
Biological process (GO): NADPH regeneration; proton transmembrane transport
Cellular component (GO): mitochondrial inner membrane
Molecular function (GO): NADP binding
Source: RefSeq, a predicted model, not a curated record